Heterobasidion irregulare TC 32-1 is the source of this 879-nucleotide messenger RNA. RefSeq lists its product as uncharacterized. NCBI's taxonomy places the organism in Eukaryota, Fungi, Basidiomycota, Agaricomycetes, Russulales, Bondarzewiaceae. The transcript has 6 exons. The record is from RefSeq and is a predicted model, not a curated record. Bases 1 to 879 code for a protein of 292 amino acids.
AUGUCAACAUCAUUUGAUAAAGUUUGGUUCGUGACCGGUGCUUCCAGUGGAUUAGGAAAGCAGAUCGUUCUCGCUGCCCUCCGUCGAGGAGACCGAGUCAUUGCUGCUGUUCAAGAUAUAUCUGAAGUACAAGAUAUUUGCUCAGAGGCGUGCAAAGCCCUUCAGCUGGACGUCACUGCACUACCUGACGUUCUGAAGGAGAAGGCUAGGCAGGCUUUGUCAAUUUUCGGCAUUGUUGAUAUCGUAGUCAACAAUGCUGCCAUCGCCCUCCUUGGCAGUGUCGAAGAGCUCGGAGGCGAAGGGUUUCUGGCAGAGUAUCGCACAAACGUAUUCGGCGUCAUUAAUGUGACAAAUGCCUUCCUUCCAUUCAUGCGCGAGAAACAGGGCGGAACCAUCGUGGUCAUUGGAAGUCGGUCAGCUUGGCAAGCAGGAGUGCCUAUGAUAAGGCCGUACAGCAGUUCCAAGGCUGCGAUACAUUCUGUAGCCGAAACAUGGUCCGCGGAGCUAGCGCCAUUCAAGAUCAAGGUGCUCCUCGUUGAACCAGGCAGUCUCCGCACCAGUAGCCUCAAAAGAGUCAUCGCCACCGCCGUCCAGUAUGGUGCUCCUGCGAUACCUUCCUAUGCACCAUUCCACGCAGAAGGCGUGAAACUGAUUCACGAACUAGACGGUACACAGCCUGGUGAUCCAGGGAAGGCCGCAGAGGUGAUCGUUGAUGUGGUGAGAGAUGAAGGGUCUGCAAGGGGCAAGCCUUGGCCAACCCUUCUUGCGCUUGGAGAGGAUGCGGUGACAGUCAUAAAGAAAAGGUGUCAGGCUGUUAUCAAGGCUAUGAACGAUUGGGCGGACGUGAGUGGAAUCGAGUAUGAGAAGAGUUCCCUGUGA